This is a messenger RNA of Zerene cesonia (dogface butterfly), 495 nucleotides long. RefSeq lists its product as uncharacterized. Gene Ontology annotation, cellular component: extracellular region. The record is from RefSeq and is a predicted model, not a curated record. The transcript has 2 exons. Bases 72 to 272 code for a protein of 66 amino acids. Lineage: Eukaryota; Metazoa; Arthropoda; Insecta; Lepidoptera; Pieridae. Gene Ontology annotation, biological process: defense response to bacterium.
CUAAGUAGCUGAAUAGACAUCACUUGGGGUUUGGAAGCCGGAGUUAUUUGAACUAAUAGAUAAUUAUAAACAUGAAGCUGACAGGUCUCUUUAUGUUGGUCGUGAUGGCGGUGCUCUCGCUUCUCGCGGGCUCAGCGGAAAGCGCGCCAAAAGUUAACGUCAACGCUAUUAGGAAGGGCGGCCAUGUUAUUAAAAAAGGCUUCGGCGUUCUCGGCGCAGCCGGCACGGCCCACGAGGUGUAUCAACAUAUUAAAAAUAGAAGACAUCAAUAAAACAAUACAUACAUGUAGUAUAUUUUGCAUAAAUAUAUGAAAACAAUUGUAAAACUAUUUUGUAGAUAUUAUGAAAAACAAGGCAUUUUUGUUUUCACUCCAUACCUUUACAGCCCGUUCAGUGUUUAUAAUAUAAGUUAUUUAGAGGUUUGAAGAAAUAAAAAUAACUUAUUUUAUUAUUAUAAAAGUCAACCUAACUAAACUAUCUGAGAUUUUGAAAAAG